CUGACUUCAACCAAAUUUGAGCCGAAUUAGCUAUAAUAAUUGAUAUUGUAUUUCUUUCUAUCCACAGUAACUAUAAGCCGUUAGUCUUCUCAUUGGUGUGGUUUAAGGAUAAUAUUUUUAAAUAAAAAAAUGUCACAGGGCCAAUGGAAGCACGACCUAUUUGGGUGCUUUAGCAACAUCAACCUAGCGCUACAGACGUGGAUCGUUCCUUGUGUAACGUACGGACAAAACACCGAGGGCGCGGAACUGUGUAGCUGUGUCGUGGGCGGUCUUGCAUAUUACGUUCCGGGCUACAACCUGUUUCUUAAAGCGAAAACUCGAGAAGCUAUUCGCGAAAAAAGGGGCAUUCCUGGAACAUUCGGCAACGAUUGUUUGAUGUCGAUAUGCUGCGGUUACUGCACGCUGAUUCAGGAGAACGCUGAAAUGUUUGAGCAGACGUCUGUCAAUAUGGCCCGAGAAUAGGAACAGCGACGACUUCUGCCUCGACGUUUAAGCGUACGAACUAUUUAAACACAUACUCGCUCGAUUAUAGAAAUAAUGUUUGUGUGAAUAAAUCCUUUCAGCAUCUUG
Mya arenaria is the source of this 570-nucleotide messenger RNA. RefSeq lists its product as uncharacterized. NCBI's taxonomy places the organism in Eukaryota, Metazoa, Mollusca, Bivalvia, Myida, Myidae. The record is from RefSeq and is a predicted model, not a curated record. The transcript has 3 exons. The coding region runs from base 130 to 462 and encodes 110 amino acids.